This is a messenger RNA of Mytilus californianus (California mussel), 4874 nucleotides long. RefSeq lists its product as uncharacterized. Bases 178 to 2271 code for a protein of 697 amino acids. Lineage: Eukaryota; Metazoa; Mollusca; Bivalvia; Mytilida; Mytilidae. Gene Ontology annotation, cellular component: nucleus; cytoplasm. The transcript is spliced from 11 exons. Gene Ontology annotation, molecular function: protein-folding chaperone binding; protein folding chaperone. The record is from RefSeq and is a predicted model, not a curated record.
GAACCAUCGCCGAAGAGAGAGAAGUGGUGUGAGGAAAAACCAAUGUUUUGACGCUAUCUCUCAUUUCAAAUCUUAAAUGAGUCGACAGGCGAUAAAUCCACUCUCAUAUCCUCUUAAAAACCAACAGUUUUGAUAAUCGGCUACCUGAAAUUUACAUCAGAUCUGUAAUUAACCACAAUGAGUAGUAGAGCGAGGGAGAGGAGAAGAUGUUUGGAAGUAUUGGGAGUACAAGAAGAUGCUACAGAUGAUGACAUCAAGAAAGCUUACAGACGUAUGGCAUUAAUUUUUCACCCUGAUAAGAAUCAAAGUGAGGAUGCAAAAGAAAAGUUUCAGGAGAUAGGUUAUGCACACAAAUACCUUAUCGAGGGACCAAGUGCAGUUGGUUUUCAAGAAGAUGGACAAUUUACUGGCCAUGCUGGUGGACAUGAUGUUCCAAUUAAUAUUUUGACGAGACUGUUUCCAUGGAUGAUGGGUGACUUUGGAUUAGCUCGACCUUCUCCUUCACCAUUUGGCGGACUUUUUGGCCAUCACGUUUCCAGUCCAUUCCACCAGAGUCCAUUCCAGCAAUUUUUUAUGGACCCAUUCAGUGGUAUGCAUGGCUUUGACGAUUACGAUGAUAGUGACGAUGGAGAGGAAAUUGUCAUUAUGCAAAAUGGAAGAAUAACUGUGAUAAAAUCAGGCAAUAAGGGACAUUCUAGGAGAAGGAGGAAUACACGGAGACCACAACAACAUCAUGAUCCCUUCCUGUCCAGAUCACAACACCACCAGGAUCCCUUCCUGUCCAGAUCACAACAACACCAGGAUCCUUUCCUGUCCAGAUCAGCACAUUUCAACAAUAGACAAAGUCAAUUCCACUCAGAUAAUAGUCAUACACAUAUUCCAACAUCAGAUAAUGUACAUAGAACUUCUUCUAGGUUUAACCCAAGAAGAUCCUCUGACACAAGUGAUUAUCAUAACAGGAGACCAACAACUUCCCAGAAUUCCUCCAUGCAUACUCCAAAUAAAGCCUCUUAUGGCUCAGGAAAUUUAAACGAUCAAUUUUCUACUGGUACCCAAAGUUCUGGUACCUCUAAGGUACAUUCUACUCCUACACAAAAUAAUGACAGUAAAGAGGGAAAAUCCAAAACUAAACCUCAGACUGUGAUCACUUCCAGGAAAGAAAGAAAAAAGCAAAAGAAAGCAAAUAAACCAGCCAGUCAAACUAAACCUGCAACUUCCAAUGUGACGACAAGAGAUGACAUGCCAGAGAUGGUAGAAUCUGGGUCAGAAGAUAAUGAUAGUAUCUAUGACAACAUUGAUGAUAUAGAAACUAGUCAGGUACCAUUAAAAUUGAACAAGAAACAAAGAAGAAAACUGAAGAGAGAAAGAGAAAGACUGGAGAAGGAAAUGGCACAGACAAACAGUGGAAAUGUUAAAAUGUCUCAUAAACCUAUUCCACAGGAAGUUGAAGAGGAUGAUGAAACAUCCUCCAAUUCAUCUGCUACUAAUGACACACAAGAAAAAAGGAAACAAGAGCAUGCAGACGACAACAUUCACCUUUUUGAUCACCUUGCUCCACAGUCGCACCAGGAUGAAGAAGAAAUGCUUCGAGUUGCCAUGGAGAUGAGCAAGAUGGAAGUGAAUAACAUAGACGAUGACCAAUUUUCACAAGAUGAUGCAUACUCUAACUAUGAUAAUCUUACUGAUGAAGGUCAAAGUUCAAAAGGUCAAGAUAACACUUCGUGGUAUGAUGAUAUAGGCAAAAGUCCAUUUGCCAAGACUCCAAUGGAAGACAUGAAAAAGACUUACUACAAAGAUAUGUCGUCCACAAACUUUGACCCUGCAUCUUAUUAUAAGUCAAGUCAACCUCAAGAGCCAAGGUCACAAAAAAAUUAUUCCAAAUCUAACAAAGAAAACUUUGCAAGUGGUCAUUCCACUGGUGUGGAUUCUACAAGCAGAAGUCAUGGAGCUACAUCUCAAGGUCAUGAACCUAGUUCUAAUAGUCAAAACACUAGAUACUUCUACUCAAAGGACUAUAAGAGACCAGAAAAACCAGUUGAACAGCAUCAUCAGAAAUACUUUAAAUCUUCCACCAAACCAUACAAUUCUCAUAAAGAAAAGCAUUCAUUUGAUUUAGAUGAACCAGACGAUGUACCCUUGAAUCUGAAUGAUGUUAAAACUAGAGUUGCUCCUAUUGGAAGUUUUCAUACUCAGGAGGUGCUGAAUAAUUCAUUGAAUGUGCCGAAAGGAAUCCAUGUGACUCAAAUUAAUCAUGUAUAUAGGAAAAAGUGAUGAAAAAUUUAUAAUUUAGCUUUUGAACUUUUGAGGGGAUCUGAUGCAAUUGUAACAUAAUUAGUGUCAGAUUUUAAAUACUCUUAAGGGGAAGAUAUCCCCUUAAGUAAAUUAUUGAGGGGGUGAUUGGAUCGAAAUUUUGUAGAAUUGUUUUUGUACUUUCUUUUUACAAUUUAAUCAAUAUUAUUUGAUAGCAUUAAUUUAAAUGAGUCCAACCAUUCAUGAAUUUAUUAGUCAGGACAAAAUAAUUGGUACUAGCUCCAAAGGUUGGCAGGUACAUUUAACCUCUCAUUUUACAAGAUAGAUUUUCAAUAAGAGACUUUUAUUUUAUAGAAAUCUAAUACAUAUUUUUGUAUAAAUGAAAUGAGAUGUUUUUUCAUUUUGUUUUUUUGGCUUUACAGCAUUAUUUAUAUUAAAACAUUUGUAAAAGAGAUUAUUAAGUACAAAAAUAAUGUGUUAAGGAAUGAAAGAUUUGUAGUUAACUGUUUCAUAAUCUACAACACAUCAUUUGUACUGUUGAUCGGGGUUCUCACAAAGGAGAGUACAUGAGUUCUGGAAAAUCUGUCUGGACUCAUCAUUUUCAGAACUAGUGUGUCCAAAGAUGCAUCAAGAUUGUAAAAUGUUGUAUCAAAUGAGCACAAAUAUCAUCAUUUAAUAACUAAAAUUUUCAAAAUAAUCUAAAUUUGAUGUCAUUUCCAUGCUCUAGUUUGUCGUGGAGACAGAAUAAUAAAUUAUAUAGCAAUAAAAUUUCAUCUUCUCACAGUUGGACUUGCCAUGGCCAAAAUUUGAGUCCCAAGACUUGCCUUCAAAAAUCCUUAAUGAGAACCCUGGCUUAUAACAUAAAUAGCCAAUCACAAUGGUAAUGUACACUUUUGAAAAUUUUUAUCCAAAAUGCAACAGUGAAUUGAUGAGUAGAUUAUCAUUUCUAUCCCCUCUUACCAAAUACUGGUUCACCCUGAGAAUGUUUAUAUUAAGGAUGUUCGCUCCUCUGUUUGAAAUAACAAGCUUUUUAAAAGACUGUUUUAAAUUGAUAGUAUAUAUAAAUAAUAGAACUUAAAAAGCAAAAACUAAUGAAGGGUCUGUGUCCUUGUUUUCGAGAUAUAAGCCAUUAAAAAUUUGGCGGGAAAUGAUUCUCUCUAGAUUUUUUAUAUAUUUAACAUUGGCACCCUUUUUCUUUCAAAAAACUACGAAAAAAUAACAAUGAUUUUAUAAGAUUUUCAAAUAUGGCCUUUUAAACUAAAUGUAAUAGAAUUUAUGAAAAAAAAAGUAGUGGUGAGUGGGCAAAAUUUCUAAAGGAACUGCAUGGAUAAAACCAGGGAUUCCAAAUAUCUGGCAAAAAUUCAAAAACAAGAGGAGCGAACAUCCUUAAGUUUAUAUGAGAGGAUCAUUUUAACGUUAAAACAUUAACAGUGAUCACAAAAAAUCUUAUGACUAAAGUUGAUCGUGUUGGUCAUAAGUCAUGAACAAUUCAUUAUACUUACGAUGGUCUUUAGUCAUCAGAUUUUUAUACCCCACAUAGGGGCAUUAUGUUUUUUGGUCUGUGCGUCCUUUUUUUCGUCCAUUCGUCCAUUCAGUUUUUGGUCAAGGUAGUUUUUGAUGAAGUUGAAGUCCAUUCAAUUUGAAACUUAGUACACAUGUUCCCUAUGAUAUGAUCUUUCUAAUUUUAAUGCCAUAUUAGAGGUUUGACCCCAAUUUCACGGUCCACUGAACAUAGAAAAUGAUAGUGCAAGUGGGGCGUCUGUGUACUAUGGACACAUUCUUGUUUGAAACUGAUCACAGAUGUGUAGUUUAAAGGUUAACAGACCUUAACAAUUGUCUAUUGGUAUUAAAGGAGUGUUAUAAAUAAAGAUGUCAGAUUUUUUGAUGGAAUUAAACACAAAUAUAUUAAAAUCUUCCAGUUCCUAUCUUUUUUAACCCCCAAUGGAUGACAUAACCUUUAACCUGGUCUAACUGUCAAAAUUUCCUGUUUAUAUACUUUGCAUUUCAUAUUAGAGAUACUUGGAAUGCUGUAAUUUGAGUACUGAACUCUGAAUAAUUUUUCUGGUUUUCUCUACAAAUUUUCAUAAGGAAAGGGUUGAGAUUCGCCAGAACAAUGAAAAUGGGUUUUAUAAUGCCAAUCAAAAAUCUUUCCAAAUUUUUUUUUUAAACCCAACUUUUUUUUUCUCUUUUUCUAAUUUAAAUUCUUAUGUCACAUUUUUGUACUUGAAAAGUUAUAGAUGAAUGGUUUUUGUGAACAAAUUAAUAUUCAUUGUAAUGUUGUGAAUUUAUUGAGCCACUUUUGUUCUGUUUCAGACAUUGUAUAUUUGUGUUACCAAUAGAUCAGUGAUAUUUUACUACUUGAUUGGUACUUUACUGAAAACUAAAGUUUUGGUCAAUGUGACGAAUAUUCAAUAUAUGCAAGUUGGUCUUGAAAAUUUUGCAUAAAGGUCCAAGUCUUUAAGAUUAUAAAUGAGGGUCAUUGAUGUAAAAUUAAAUACAUUUUUUUUUUAUUUAUAAAAUUAUGUUAUCAGUGUAUUGCCAUAAUAUGUUAUGCAACAAUUUUUUUUUCAUUUGAAGGAAAUUAAUUGUUUACAAUAUUGUUUAUAAUAAAAAUUUAAUAUGUA